Messenger RNA from Fragaria vesca subsp. vesca, 2837 nucleotides. Its product is annotated as pentatricopeptide repeat-containing protein At2g31400, chloroplastic-like. Gene Ontology annotation, cellular component: chloroplast. NCBI's taxonomy places the organism in Eukaryota, Viridiplantae, Streptophyta, Magnoliopsida, Rosales, Rosaceae. Bases 1 to 2613 code for a protein of 870 amino acids. The transcript is spliced from 4 exons. The record is from RefSeq and is a predicted model, not a curated record. Gene Ontology annotation, molecular function: protein binding.
AUGGCGUCAACGCCGCCGCACUGCUCGAUCACAGCCACCAAGCCGUACCAAACCCACCAGUACCCACAAAACCAGCGCCUCAAGUCUCACCGCCAGACCCGCCCCACCACCCACCACGUCUCUCUCUCAAAGCCUCUACCUUUACCGCCUCGCCCGCCGCCGCGCACGGUUCCCAAGCCCGCCUCCGCCGCCGGACCCGUUCCGUCGUCGUUUUCAUCUCUCUGCCCUCCGGCCAAGUCCGACCUCGUCUCCGCCUUCUCCGGCCGCCGCUCGACCCGGAUGGUGUCCAAAAUGCACUUGGGCCGGCCCAAGACCACGGUGGGGUCCCGCCACUCGCCGCUGGCGGAGGAGGCCCUGGAGACCGCUAUUCGGUUCGGUAAGGACGAUUUCGCCCUUGAUGACGUUUUGCAUAGUUUCGAGUCUAGGCUUGUGUCCGAUGAUUUCACAUUUUUGCUUAGAGAGCUUGGGAAUAGGGGCGAGUGUUGGAAGGCUAUUCGGUGUUUCGAGUUUGCGGUGAGGAGGGAGAGGAAGAGAACUGAGCAGGGGAAGCUAGCUAGCUCCAUGAUUAGUACUCUUGGUAGGUUAGGGAAGGUUGAGCUUGCCAAGAAUGUGUUUCAAACUGCUGUCAAUGAGGGUUAUGGCAGGACUGUUUAUACUUAUUCGGCUUUGAUUAGUGCUUACGGGCGCAGCGGGUAUUGUGACGAGGCUAUCAGGGUGCUCGAGUCCAUGAAAGAUUCGGGCGUGAAGCCGAAUUUGGUUACUUACAAUGCGGUGAUUGAUGCGUGUGGGAAAGGGGGCGUGGAGUUUAAGAAGGUGGUGGAGAUUUUCGAUGAGAUGCUGAAAGUCGGGGUGCAGCCUGAUCGGAUUACUUAUAAUUCUCUCCUUGCGGUUUGUAGCCGAGGGGGACUGUGGGAGGCGGCUAGAAACUUGUUCAGUGAGAUGGUGGAUAGAGGGAUUGAUCAGGAUAUUUAUACUUAUAAUACGCUUUUGGAUGCAAUUUCUAAAGGUGGGCAGAUGGAUUUGGCAUAUAAGAUUAUGUCGGAGAUGCCUUCAAAGAAUAUUUUGCCUAAUGUGGUGACUUACAGUACUAUGAUUGAUGGUUAUGCAAAGGCUGGAAGAUUAGAAGAUGCCCUCAAUUUAUUUAAUGAGAUGAAGUUUUUAGCCAUUGGUCUGGAUAGAGUCCUGUAUAAUACAUUGCUGUCACUUUAUGGGAAGCUUGGCAGGUUUGAGGAGGCUUUGAAUGUUUGCAAGGAGAUGGAGAGUGUUGGGAUUGCGAAGGACGUCGUAUCUUAUAAUGCACUUCUUGGUGGGUAUGGGAAGCAAGGGAAGUAUGAUGAAGUUAAAGGACUGUACAAUGAAAUGAAAGUAGAACGUGUAUCACCAAAUCUAUUAACAUAUUCAACAUUGAUUGAUGUGUAUUCAAAAGGUGGUUUGUAUGCGGAGGCAGUGAAGGUUUUUAGGGAGUUCAAGCAGGCAGGGCUCAAGGCUGAUGUCGUGCUAUAUAGUGAACUUAUUAAUGCUUUGUGCAAAAAUGGGCUGGUGGAAUCUGCUGUUUCCUUGCUUGAUGAGAUGACCAAGGAAGGCAUCCGACCUAAUGUUGUCACUUAUAAUUCUAUAAUUGAUGCCUUUGGUAGGCCAGCGACAACAGUGUGUGCAGUUGAUGCUGGUGCCUGUGGCAUUGUGCUACGCAGUGAAUCUUCAUCUUCAAUUUCUGCAAGGGAUUUUGACAUUUCUGACAAGAAUGUUCAAAAUGAGAUGAGAGAUAGGGAGGAUACAAGAAUUAUGAAGAUGUUUGGGCAACUUACAGCUGAUAAAGCUGGUUAUGCAAAGAAAGAUAGGAAGGUCAGACAAGAAAUCUUGUGCAUUUUGGGUGUCUUUCAGAAGAUGCAUGAACUCGACAUCAAACCAAAUGUCGUCACAUUUUCAGCUAUUCUAAAUGCUUGCAGCCGCUGUAAUUCAUUUGAAGAUGCUUCCAUGUUAUUGGAGGAACUGCGGUUGUUUGAUAACCAGGUUUAUGGUGUUGCCCAUGGACUUCUUAUGGGCUGCAGGGGUAAUGUAUGGGUAAAAGCUCAGUCUCUCUUCGAUGAAGUUAAGCAGAUGGACUGUUCAACUGCAUCUGCUUUCUACAAUGCUCUUACCGACAUGCUAUGGCACUUUGGACAGAAAAAAGGGGCGCAAUUGGUUGUGCUUGAAGGGGAGCGCCGAAAUGUAUGGGAGAAUGCAUGGUCUAAUUCACGAUUGGAUUUGCAUUUGAUGUCUUCUGGGGCUGCUCGGGCAAUGGUUCAUGCAUGGUUGCUCAAUAUACACUCUAUAGUGUAUCAAGGCCAACAAUUGCCAAACCUAUUAAGCAUUUUGACAGGAUGGGGCAAGCACAGCAAAGUAGUAGGCGACAGUGCCUUGAGACGAGCAGUCGAGGCACUUCUCACCAGCAUGGGUGCACCCUUUCGGGUUCACGAGUGUAACAUAGGUAGGUUUAUAUCGACAGGCUCAGUGGCUGCGGCCUGGUUAAAAGAAUCUGGCACACUGGAGGUGCUCAUGCUUCAUGAUGAUAGGGCUGAGCCAAACAGUGCAAAUUUUGGCCAAAUAUCCGAUUUACGAGCGCUCGCAUUGUAGCGUUUGUAUGUUGUAUCUUAGCAUGUUUAUAAAGUGUACCAUAUGUAUUAUCAUUUGAACAAACACUACGGCUCUUCCUUGUGCACAGAACUCCCCUUUGCAGUUUUUGAGUUUAAUGCGACAAGGUUGAAUUGUGAUUAUUAUCUAACUAUUAUUCUUUUGAUCAAAGAUGUUUCUUUCAUAAGUUGUCAAACUUGCAAUCAACGAGCAAGUACUAAAUAGUG